Pygocentrus nattereri (red-bellied piranha) is the source of this 1940-nucleotide messenger RNA. RefSeq names its product phosphogluconate dehydrogenase (gene pgd). Gene Ontology annotation, molecular function: phosphogluconate dehydrogenase (decarboxylating) activity; NADP binding. Gene Ontology annotation, cellular component: cytosol. Lineage: Eukaryota; Metazoa; Chordata; Actinopteri; Characiformes; Serrasalmidae. The transcript has 13 exons. Bases 120 to 1571 code for a protein of 483 amino acids. Gene Ontology annotation, biological process: pentose-phosphate shunt, oxidative branch; pentose-phosphate shunt. The record is from RefSeq and is a predicted model, not a curated record.
UGCAGCCGGCCUGUGCUGGGGCUGUUGGGCUGAAUGAGGAAGUUGAGCGAAGGCAGCGCAGUAUAUUCAGCUUCGUUUCACAGGCUGCGCUUACUUUUACGAAGAGUCUCCCUUCAGCAAUGGCACAAGCGGAUAUUGCACUCAUUGGUUUGGCCGUCAUGGGUCAGAAUCUGAUCCUGAACAUGAAUGACCAUGGUUUUGUUGUUUGUGCUUACAACAGGACGGUUUCCAAGGUCCAUGACUUCUUACAGAAUGAAGCCAAAGGCACCAAAGUGAUUGGUGCAGAGUCUCUUGAGGACAUGGUCUCGAAACUGAAGACCCCUCGUCGCAUCAUACUUCUCGUCAAGGCUGGCCAGGCUGUUGAUGACUUCAUAGACAAGCUGGUACCUCUUCUCCAGCCUGGAGAUAUCAUCAUCGAUGGGGGCAAUUCUGAGUACAGAGACACAACACGGCGGUGUCAGAGUUUGAAGGCUAAGGGUCUGCUGUUUGUGGGCAGUGGCGUUAGUGGAGGAGAAGAAGGGGCACGCUAUGGACCUUCGCUUAUGCCAGGCGGACACAAGGAAGCAUGGCCACACAUAAAAGACAUCUUCCAGAGUAUUGCUGCCAAGGUUGGCACAGGGGAGCCCUGCUGUGACUGGGUUGGAGAUGAGGGAGCAGGACACUUUGUAAAGAUGGUCCAUAAUGGCAUUGAGUAUGGAGACAUGCAGCUCAUCUGUGAGGCCUACCACCUGAUGAAAGAUGUCCUAGGUAUGGACCAUGAUGAGAUGGCACAGGCUUUUGACCGGUGGAAUAAAACAGAGCUGGACUCCUUCCUCAUUGAGAUCACAGCAAACAUCCUCAAGUUCAGGGACACAGAUGGCACUCACCUGCUGCCCAAAAUCAGAGACAGUGCAGGGCAGAAGGGAACAGGGAAAUGGACCGCCAUCUCUGCCUUGGAGUACGGUGUACCUGUCACGCUAAUUGGAGAGGCUGUCUUUGCCAGAUGUCUCUCCUCUCUGAAGGAAGAACGAGUGCUGGCUAGUAAGAGCCUCACAGGGCCCCAGGGAGCCAAAUUUACUGGAGACAAGACCCAGUUUCUUGAAGACAUUAGAAAGGCUCUGUACGCCUCCAAAAUCAUUUCGUAUGCUCAGGGCUUCAUGCUCCUGCGACAGGCAGCUAAGGAGUUUGGCUGGUCUCUCAACUACGGCGGUAUCGCUCUAAUGUGGAGAGGAGGCUGCAUCAUUCGGAGUGUCUUCUUGGGAAAGAUCAAGGAAGCCUUUGACCGGGACUCAGAGCUGCAGAAUCUGCUCCUAGACAACUUCUUCAGUAAUGCUGUACAGGACUGCCAGGAUUCAUGGCGGCGGGUUGUAAGUACAGGAGUUCAGCUGGGGAUCCCCAUGCCUUCCUUCACCACAGCCCUGUCCUUCUAUGACGGCUACAGACACGCCAUGCUUCCAGCUAACCUGCUGCAGGCUCAGAGGGACUACUUUGGUGCCCACACAUACGAGUUGCUCUCAAACCCUGGCCACUUUAUCCACACUAACUGGACUGGCCAUGGUGGAAAUGUGUCCUCAACAUCCUACAACGCCUAAGUUCCUCAUGAAUCCUAUCAGGAACAGCCGUCUGACAGCAAGGGACCAGGGCAACUGACCAAGACAUUUCACCUGCACUUAAAUAUAGAAAUAUAGCCCCACUUAAACAUUAAGGUUUUAUGAUGUGUUAAAGUAAUGCAGAGUUCUAUUUAUGAUUUGCAUUUGAAGUCAUGGUGUGUGCACUGUUUCCAAACUCUCUCUCUUUUCCUGUACGUAGUGUAGGGCUCUGCGCCACAGACGUAAAGAGUGAGGGUGGUGUUGCAGGGGCCUGCGAUCAUGUUUCCCCAGAGUUCAGAGUGUUAACCCUGGAUUACGGUUAACUGUUGCACUGUAUUAGGCUAAAUAAAGACUACAAUCCCUUUUUAAUGA